GAAUCUGUCUGUACAUAAAUAUUGAGAAGCUGUCAAUGGCUUCCCGUUUCCCUCCUCAACAAUAAAAUAUCCUUCUCUCGAAAGAAUCACUAGAACCCCAGUCCCUGUGCCCAAGUCAAACCUUUUUGUUCCACUCUGCUCUGGUCUGACCUUUUGAUUGAGAUGGCGCACAAAUCCCUCAAAUCCACCUGCCAUUGUGGUGCCAUCACCGUGAUCGUGCCUCAUCAACCAGAGGAAAUCAAUGAAUGUCAAUGUACAAUCUGCCGGCGCUACGCAGCCGCUUGGGCGUACUACAAAGUCAAUGAAAUCAAAUUUAACAUGAAAGAAGGGGCCAAACUCUCUCAGUACGUUUGGGGAGAUAAAGAGAAGUCAUUCAAUUUCUGUGAGAACUGCGGAUGCAUAUGCUAUUGGUGGCCAUUUGAAAAAAAGAAGGCAGACGGUAGUGCAGCUGACUUCGGCGUUAAUACGAGGAAUAUGGAUCCCAUGGAAAUCUUGCACGUCAACCGCAAGAUUGAAAACGCCUGGGUGUUCCAGCCAAUCAACAACAAAACCAUGGCGCAUGAACAGGAUCAGGCCAAGUACUGAACUAUUGGUGUAGAAGUUAUUGAAAAUUUAAUGGAAAGGAUGUGUCUUCAAGUCGGAAAUAGUGACUUUUGCUCUCUAGCCUUGUCCAGAGCUGCAUUUCGCUUUGCAUAAGCCAGUGUCCUUGUUGUAUAGACACACAAAUUCGGUUAGAAGUCUAAACCAUUAAUGUGAACGCACAAUCAGC
Messenger RNA from Talaromyces stipitatus ATCC 10500, 769 nucleotides. RefSeq lists its product as uncharacterized. The record is from RefSeq and is a predicted model, not a curated record. The transcript has 2 exons. Gene Ontology annotation, molecular function: carbon-sulfur lyase activity. Lineage: Eukaryota; Fungi; Ascomycota; Eurotiomycetes; Eurotiales; Trichocomaceae. The coding region runs from base 163 to 585 and encodes 140 amino acids.